Molecule: messenger RNA, 474 nt
Organism: Candidozyma duobushaemuli
Lineage: Eukaryota; Fungi; Ascomycota; Pichiomycetes; Serinales; Metschnikowiaceae
Exons: 1
Coding region: 1-474 (157 amino acids)
Source: RefSeq, a predicted model, not a curated record
AUGUCUGACGAUAAAGAGCUCCAACAACUUCUGGAGCUUUUCCAGAGCGAUGAUCCACAAAUAAAUGAGCGCAGAAAAGAGGUCCUCAAAACGGUAAGAGAAAACGACGUUUCCUCGUUUCCCUCUGACCUCUCACUCAUGUCGGCUUUCGACGAUGUGCUAAUGUGUUUCAGUUUGGGUGGACAAAUCAAGAAUAUUUACAGAUACGGCUCUUACACGACGUGUGAAGCACAACGGAAGAAGGUCUGGUUCGCCAUCUGGAAUGGUUCCUUCAGUGAAAAGGAAAUGGACGUUGAAAAACUUGCAGCUGAUUCUAGAGAGCUCGAGCGCAGACAGAAAAUCCAGGAGUUCUACAAGCAGACGCUUCUAGACAAGAAGGCUCAGGGGCUGUCGGAAGAUAUCUGGGACGAGAGAAAGGAGCUUUUGACGAAGCCAUUCAUGGAACAGCCACUGCCUGCAACGUUCCAGGAAUAG